Molecule: messenger RNA, 980 nt
Organism: Prionailurus viverrinus (fishing cat)
Lineage: Eukaryota; Metazoa; Chordata; Mammalia; Carnivora; Felidae
Gene: SWSAP1
Product: SWIM-type zinc finger 7 associated protein 1
Exons: 3
Coding region: 11-757 (248 amino acids)
Biological process (GO): double-strand break repair via homologous recombination
Cellular component (GO): Shu complex
Molecular function (GO): single-stranded DNA binding
Source: RefSeq, a predicted model, not a curated record
UAUCUUACGAAUGGCGGAGACGCUGAGGCGGGUGCUAAACCUAGGCACCUCAGCAAGGUCCGGGGAGGAGGAUACAGCUGAGGCUGGACCGCCUUUGCUGCUGCUCGGCGGCCCAGGGUCUGGAAAGACAGCGCUGCUAUUCGCGGCGGCCCUGGAAGCGGCAGGAGAGGGCCGAGGCCCCGUCCUCUUUCUGACUCGAAGGCCUCUUCAAAGCCUGCCCCGCGGGACUGGCGCAGCCCUCGACCCCCUGCGGCUACAGAAGAUCCGCUUCCAGUACCCACCCUCAACCCAUGAACUCCUUCAGCUUCUGUGCUCUGCCCAUGAGGCCCGCGGUCCAGCCCCCUCGCUGCUGCUACUGGAUGGCCUUGAGGAGUACCUAGUGGAAGACCAGGGACCCCAGGACGCCGCCUACCUGGCUGCGCUGCUUCUGGACACAGCUGCCCACUUCAGCCACCAGACUGGGCCUGGCCAGGGCUGUGGGCUCAUUGUGGCCCUACAGACCCAGGAGGAGGGAGUCAGUGGGGAUGCCCUGCAGGUGUCACUGCUCCAGCGGUAUUUCCCUGCCCAGUGCUGGCUGCAGGCAGAGACACCAGGCCCAGGACAGCACCGCCUCCGAGCCUGCCUGGAUCCAGGUCAUGAUCUCAUGGUUCGUGGGAUCGAGCCCCACGUCGAGCUCUGCACUGACAUCAUGGAGCCUACUUGGGAUUCUCUCUCUCUCUCGGCCCUUCCCCCACUCCCUCUCUCUCAAAAUAAAUAAAUAAACUUAAAAAAAAAUAAAAAUAGCAUUAUCAUGUACCUGUUAUGCCCAAUUAACAUUGUUGAAUUUUGCUGUUUUGAACUUUAUAAAAAGUUUCAUGAUAAAUGUAAUCUUCUGAGACUUCCUUCUUCUCCCACUCAACAUUAUCAUUUAAGAUGAGGCCAGUUUUGGGGUGCCUGGGUGGCUCAGUUGGUUAAGUGGCUGACUUCGGCUCAGGUCAUGA